Enterobius vermicularis (human pinworm) is the source of this 231-nucleotide messenger RNA. Lineage: Eukaryota; Metazoa; Nematoda; Chromadorea; Rhabditida; Oxyuridae. The record is from the annotation of a GenBank genome assembly.
AUGUUUGAGCUUAUCUCUCCAGUAACGCUUUCUUUGAACGAACCACCAAUUUUGGUGCAGGCUCAACUUCUGACAUCUGAUGUCGACCUGGCAGUUGAUGAGGUACGUGACAGCCCAUUAGUUCUGGCUCCAGCAGAUCCAAAAGAGGAAGCUACAGCAAAAAUUGUGGAGAAAGCUGUGGGUGUCGAUCCGGCCAAAAUACCGCCAGCCAAUGGAGGUAUCAGUUAUUAA